UUGUGGGAGCCGCUGAUUGGCGCAUUUCCGCUGCCAUUGUGCGCGAGAGACGGUAAAUAACACUGAAGCUCAAGUAAAAACACUCAGAAAAACACCUUCAGCGCAGGUGAGUGUGUGUCAGCAUGGCCCGUACUAAGCAAACCGCCCGUAAAUCGACUGGAGGAAAAGCUCCUCGUAAGCAGCUGGCGACUAAAGCGGCUCGUAAGAGUGCGCCCUCUACUGGAGGAGUCAAGAAGCCCCAUCGCUACAGGCCCGGGACCGUGGCUCUGCGUGAGAUCCGUCGUUAUCAGAAGUCCACUGAGCUGCUGAUCCGCAAGCUUCCCUUCCAGCGUCUGGUUCGAGAGAUUGCACAGGACUUCAAGACUGACCUGCGUUUCCAGAGUGCCGCCAUCGGAGCCCUGCAGGAGGCCAGCGAGGCGUAUCUGGUGGGUCUGUUUGAGGACACUAACCUGUGCGCCAUCCAUGCCAAGCGUGUGACCAUCAUGCCCAAAGACAUCCAGCUGGCGCGCCGCAUCCGUGGAGAACGAGCCUGAGUCUCUCACACACUCUCUCUCUUUUCUCUCUCUCUCUCUCUCUCUGUAGUUUAGUGUGGUCGUUUCUCUGUUUUUGGCAGCAGACUAUUAGGGUACUUCCUGUUUGCAUGUACCAACCUGUGACUGAUCGACCUCAAACACACACACACACACACACACACACACACACACACACACACAUAAAUAAAUACGAAGACAAACACACACUUUCUCUCUCACACACACACACACACACACACACACACACAUAAAUAAAUACGAAGACAAACACACACUUUCUCUCUCACUCACAAACACACACACACACUUACAAAUAAACACACAUACAAAAAACGAACCUAUAGCUCACACAUGCUUUCUAUCUCUUUAUUACACAUACGCACACAAACAGGCAUACAUGCACAACUAAUAAAAUCACAUGCACACAACACUAACACACAAAAACACACUCACACAUGCUCUCCAUCUCUCUCUCACACACACACACUCUGUUUUUACUAUUCCGGUAUUUAUAAUGAUUGGAAAGUAAUAAUAAAAAGGUAAAAAACAGCAAAGGUUUUCUUUUCUUGCAAUUCUGAAUUGAUAUCUUCACCGUUUUGCAAAACAAAAUGAGUUUACGUCUCAUUAAUUGAGUUUAAAUCCUAAUUCUGAAUUUAGAUCCUGCAUUUUUGACUAUUUUCCUGCAAAAUAAAAUGAAAAAAGGAUGAUAAAUCUCUCAAUUAGGAAGUCAUAUCUCUAUUUUCAUGUCAUUAAAUUGUUGUUUUUCAGAAUUGCAAAUAAAGUCUAAAUCAUAAUAUUUUCAUAAUUCUUCACGUUUUUAUUCUCUCAUAGACGCUGCAACUCAUAUUUGUAAGAUUCAGACUCAUGAUUAUGAAAUAAACGUCCAUGACUGAAGCUGAAGAUGUAAUAAACAGUAAUGCGUUUAGCAAAAAGAAUGUCAAAUUAGAGUAUAAUUAAUACACCUGACAACUAUACAGGAUUGCAUACUGAGCAACAAAUCUAACGUCUAUAUGACUGCACUCGAAUAAACAUUACCAAUAAACAUAAUGUAAUGCAAGCCCAGCAGAGAGAGUAAAGCACUGAUUUGAAUGAAACAGUCGGGGCUGAAAUCUGCAUUUAGGGCUUCACAGGUCCUCAUGCAGGGUGCUAGAUCAGCCCUGACCCCUCCUAUAAUCCCCUGCACCUCCAUCUGUGUGUGUAUGUGUGUGUUUGAAGUCCAUCUGCACAGGGAUUUGUAUACAAGUCCGAGCAUCUCUCCAACAAAUGUUUGUUAUUGCAAUAUUAAGAAUCACUUUGAAUAAUUAAUGACGUCUGUUUGUGUUUAAUCAUUCAUAUGAGGCUUGUUUCAUAGAUCCAGAGCAUAUUUUUGAAGAGGAGGAGGUUCUUAUAAGAUAUUUCUACACCACGGAUCUUGUUUAUUUCCUGAUUUGAUGGGAAUCUGUAAACUGGGCUCGAUGCUGUUUUUCGGUUUCGCCACGUGAUUAAUUGUCUCUCGGAGCAGAAGUUUGGUCCCUUCAUGAUUCCUCAGGCACUCAUUGGAAACGUUAAUCCUGCUCCGUUUGCUUUUGUUGAUCAAGAUUUCAGAGUUUGACUACAGAACAUUCAGGUGUUUCAAUAAACUGAUCUUUGUAAUUUGACAUUUCUCUUAAUUGCGUAAUAAAUGGAUGUCUCACACA
Molecule: messenger RNA, 2209 nt
Organism: Danio aesculapii
Lineage: Eukaryota; Metazoa; Chordata; Actinopteri; Cypriniformes; Danionidae
Product: histone H3.3A
Exons: 4
Coding region: 123-533 (136 amino acids)
Cellular component (GO): nucleosome
Molecular function (GO): structural constituent of chromatin; protein heterodimerization activity; DNA binding
Source: RefSeq, a predicted model, not a curated record